Molecule: messenger RNA, 930 nt
Organism: Phytophthora megakarya
Lineage: Eukaryota; Oomycota; Peronosporomycetes; Peronosporales; Peronosporaceae
Source: the annotation of a GenBank genome assembly
AUGGGACCAUUGGAGUAUCAAGCUGAAAGGUGGAGACGAAGCAAGGUGUAUCAAGAUGAGGACCACCAGCUGCUGAAUCUCAAGAAAUUAUUGCGGGGGGAGGUGGACAGUUUCUCUCGCGCGCAGAUACGUCGUCUUUCGAAGGAAGCUGACUUGUUCGUGUUGGACAGUCGAGAUGUAUUGUUCCGUUUGAACUAUCUCGCCCUGGGGCGGCCGAGAGACCAGACAGACAUGUUACGACUGGCAGUUCCGGAGACACUCCGCCAGGACAUACUGUACAAUGCUCAUGAGGACUUCCAAGGGGAUCACCAGGGCAUAACGCGUACCCAUGAGAAACUCCAGUCGGACUUCUACUGGUAUGGAAUGUACGCGGAUGUGGAAACGUUCAUCAAGGAGUUGGAAAGGGGCGUCCCCCAACCAGGGACCCUCGCUGGAAAUAUCGAGCCGACCCGCCCAUUCGAGAUUGUCUCUAUGGAUUUUGUCACGCACUUGCCGGAGUCCGCCCGGGGCAACGCGUUCCUGUUGCUUUUUCAGGUUAUGUUCUCCAGUUACGUCAUGUGCAAGCCGAUGAGCCCAACCACUGCACAAGAAUUGGCUGAGGCAUAUGAAGAACGUGUCUUCCAGAGGUUUGGGGCGAGUUCUAUGAUUCGCCACGACCAAGAUCCAAUAUUUGUGGGCGAAAUGUUCAGGUGUUUCAGGGAAUUGCUGGGAAGCAAGCAACGAGCUACUCUAGGCUACAGACCCCAAGCGAACGGCCAACAGGAACGAUCAGUCCAGACGGUGAUUCGAAAUGUGCGUGCGUAUGUGGCUGAGGCAGAUCAGUCCGAUUGGGACGAUCAUGCCGAACGCCUGAUGUUCGCAUUGAACACUUCUCUUGACGCAACCCGCCUGGACAUACUCCUCCGACCCUGGAUCACCAUAUUGCCCUGA